AAUAUUAGUAUUUAUACGGUUACAUAAGGAAAGUUCGCCGGUCGCAGACGAAAAUUCAUAGGCUAUAGCGUACAGAGUUAGUAUUGUUUGUUCUCUGUUCUGUGACUUGAGGUAUGUGAUUUACACCCUACGUAUAUAUCUAAUAACACAGCAAUAUGUCUAACGAUGACGAUAGCAAAGUCAAAGCAUCGAUUUUAGGGAGGGAUUUGGGUUCAAUACCCUGUUUCCGAAGCUCAUUUUUAAAUGGAAUUGGUGGCGGAAUUGCUACUGGACUGACAUAUUUUUUGUUUACCAGUAAGGUAAAGCAAGCCUGCAAUACAGCUGUUCUUUCAUUUGCUGGGAUCACUUUAUCAUACUGGGUUUACUGCAGAUAUUCCUGGUCACAGAACAAAUUCAACGUGACCAUGCUCAAAACAGCCAUGAAAGAACAAGUUGCCAGAGAAGGAACUGACACUGAUCUUCAACUCAGCAGACCACAAGAUAAAAGUUGAUUCUGUAUCAUUAUUAGUAUUUGAUUUGAUAUGUAAUAAAUUGGAGAAAUUUC
Molecule: messenger RNA, 544 nt
Organism: Daphnia pulicaria
Lineage: Eukaryota; Metazoa; Arthropoda; Branchiopoda; Diplostraca; Daphniidae
Gene: l(3)87Df
Product: cytochrome c oxidase assembly protein COX20, mitochondrial-like
Exons: 4
Coding region: 156-491 (111 amino acids)
Biological process (GO): mitochondrial respiratory chain complex IV assembly
Cellular component (GO): mitochondrion; mitochondrial inner membrane
Source: RefSeq, a predicted model, not a curated record